CACAAAAACGUUACCCGCGUUUUUCAAUUCCACUCUCUCACUCUCACUCUCACUCCUCCCAAAUCCCCAAUCCAAUUCCCAAUUCCAUAAAAAAAUCAAAUCCCCAGAAUUCAAACCCAAAUUCCCUCCCUCCAAAUCUCUUGUACUAUCAUAUAUGGCAGCACUUUCUGCUACUGCCACUCCUAUUCUUACUACCAACACUUCAAUUCCUCCUUCGUGGAUCCCCGAAGACGACCUCUUGUUAAAAAACGCUAUCGAGGCAGGUGCAUCGUUGGAAGCCCUAGCGAAAGGAGCUGUGAGAUUUUCGAGGAAAUUUAGUGUGCGUGAAUUGAGGGAUCGGUGGCAUUCUUUGCUGUAUGAUAAUGAGGUAUCCACCGAAGCAUCUAGUAGAAUGGUAGAGUUAGAACUUUCUAAUUUUUCUUACACAAAAGUAAGUAGUAGUAGUAAUGGCAACAGUAAAUUUGGUUUUGUUGUGAAAGAAAGUGAUCCUGUUAAGAGAAAAUUCGAAUGUGUUAGGCAAUUGUAUUAUGCAAUGAGGAAGAAAAUGCGGAAGCGUGGUGGUGGUUUUGGUUUUCUUGGUUCGCUGGAUGGCGGUGGUUGUGAAGGGAAUGGUGGGUUUGGAGAGGAUGAUCGAGUGCAUUUUGGAUUUUCUGGGGAGGAUGAAGGUGGGGUGGGGGAUGUGCGUUUCGAGAGGGAAAAUGUGAGAAAGGAUGUGCAGGAUAUUGGAGAUGGGUUGGUUGAGUUACGAGAUUCUGAGAGAGGUGAGGAAGCUGGGCCAUGUGGUGUGCCGGAAAGAGAUGUUUUGAUUCAGGCGGAGUCGUCUCUGGUGACAAGGGUGCCGUUGUGGAAAACGAUGGAAGAUGUUUCUGCGCCUGAAAUGCCAGUUAGUGCGAGUGUUGAAGGUAAAGGUAAUAGUGGAGAGGGAAUGUUGGUAGACAAUGAUGUUGUCGAUGGGAAUAAAGUAAGUUUGGCAGGAGUGGAUGUCAACCAUUCAGGAGUAACUUUCCAAGAGGAACCUACUGUUGAUGCACUUGAUAGGUCAACUGCAAUUUCAGAAUCUGAUUUUCCAGAUAUUUCAGACUCGCUCUUGAACUUUCCUAAUGAGGAUGCACCACUUUUUAUGGAUGUUGAUGGGAAAGAUGCGAUAGAUAAAUCUUGUUACGAUAGUGUCACUACACUUUUGGUGAGUUCUCCUAUUGAUGUUCAGGGUGACGUGCCUAAUGUUAAAGCUCCAGAGAUAUUAGCAUCAGAUACAAGCCUUGGAAUUCCUGAUAGUGCAUGCCCUGCAGAGUUAGAGGUUAUUCCAGAGGAGUCGUAUUCUGUUGGUGGCAAUCAGGAUAGUAAUUUUGUGUUAGAAAUGAGUGCGCCAUCAUCUACAUCAGCAUCAAAUAUUUUGUCUGCUGAAGAAAAUGAUGGAGAGAUGGAGUGCGUUCUAAACAUGGAAGACUUUGAGAUCCCAUGCAAUGAUGAUGUAUUCCUAGCUAAAACAUUUUCUUCUCCCAAAAUAGAGCAAACUUCUAAGAAGACUCCCUACCUGCCUUCCUCGAGUGUUAAUCAAAAGGAUUGCAAACAAGAGCUAAUCUUGCUGAAGAAAGAGGAAAAUCCUGCUCAAUGUCUUACUUCUCCACGGAUGGUUGGGCAGGCUAUGUUGCCAGUAUCCAGUCCAAGGCACCAACAUGUUCUUUAUGGAGCCAAAUGUGACUCUCCUGCUUUGAUGUCUAGAUCAGUUAUCACAACCCAUGCAGACCCAAUUCAGUGCAGAGAGGCCCCGGGAACUCCUACUCCUUCUACAGUUGGACUACUAAAGUCAGCGACAUUACAUGAAAAUUUAAAUUUCCCUGUAAAAGCUGUUUCAGUACCCUCAACAUCAAAUCAGGAAGAAACUGGUAGUGAUGAUGAUGUUCCCUGCUUUUCAGACAUUGAAGCCAUGAUACUUGAAAUGGAUCUAUGCCCGGAUGAUUCAGAUUCAUUUAUUAAUCAUGAGGUCUCAAGGUAUCAGAAUGAAGAUGCUACGAGGACAAUUAUAAGGUUGGAACAGUGUGCUCGAUCUUCUAUGCAAAGAGCCCUUGCAUCUCAAGGAGCACUUGCUAUCUUGUAUGGGCGCCAUUUGAAGCAUUAUAUAAAGGACACCAAGGUUAUGCUCGGCAGAGCAACAGAUGAUAUGGAUGUCGAUAUUGACUUGAAAAGAGAAGGGCCUGCCAACAAAAUAUCAAGACGGCAGGCACUCAUAACGAUGGAAGGAGAUGGUUCUUUCUUUUUAAAAAAUCUUGGUAGGAUUCCGAUAUUUUUGAACGGCAAAGAACUCAUGACUGGACAGAGUAUGGGUCUGAGGUCAAGUAGUUUGAUUGAGAUAAGGGAAAUGGCAUUUGUGUUUGAAGUGAAUAACAAAUCUGUGAGGCAGCAUCUCGCGAAUGUCACCAAAAACCACAAAGAAAACAAUUUCAAAUUUGAAUGGUCAGAACAAGGGAAUAACCACCGAGAAACUGAUAUCAAGUUUGAAUGGUCUGAAGGGGUUCCGUGACUAGAGAAAUGUCAUCAGCAGGUUCGUUUCUACUUUUUAAGCUUCCUAGGGCAGGGAAAAAAGUUUCAUAGUAUUGUACCCAAAUUUCUUGCUAGCAUUUGUAUUGUCCAUGUAUAGACAAUGUUAUGCGGUACAAAUAAUUUAUAGAUAAUCCAUGUUAUGUAUAUGAAUAAUAGUGGAACCCAAAGGUGAGAAAUUAGAAUAGCUGAAUAGAAGUCAUAGCUGGCAAGAACUGUUUUUUCUAUCGUUCCCUUUUGGAUGAAGAAGGUGCCAAUUCAAUGCUGAAUUGCUGAUGCCAA
Populus trichocarpa (black cottonwood) is the source of this 2820-nucleotide messenger RNA. RefSeq lists its product as uncharacterized. Gene Ontology annotation, cellular component: MLL1 complex; Ino80 complex; NSL complex. The transcript has 7 exons. The record is from RefSeq and is a predicted model, not a curated record. Bases 155 to 2521 code for a protein of 788 amino acids. Gene Ontology annotation, molecular function: protein binding; G-quadruplex RNA binding. Gene Ontology annotation, biological process: positive regulation of transcription by RNA polymerase II. Lineage: Eukaryota; Viridiplantae; Streptophyta; Magnoliopsida; Malpighiales; Salicaceae.